This is a messenger RNA of Mugil cephalus (flathead mullet), 2712 nucleotides long. Its product is annotated as interleukin-17 receptor D. The coding region runs from base 326 to 2146 and encodes 606 amino acids. NCBI's taxonomy places the organism in Eukaryota, Metazoa, Chordata, Actinopteri, Mugiliformes, Mugilidae. Gene Ontology annotation, molecular function: protein binding; interleukin-17 receptor activity. The record is from RefSeq and is a predicted model, not a curated record. The transcript has 12 exons.
GUUUUCUUUGUCGUUUCUUUUAUUAUAUAUAGUUUUUUUUUUUCUUUUUUUUUUUCUGGUCCUGCAACACUUGAGCAGCUCAUCUGGCAGUGCAACUGUUAAAGCAUGCACGAUGAGCUGCCUGCAUCUCCACCCGUAGCCUCCAGACACCACACCUCCUCCUCCUCCUCCUGCUCCUCCUCCUCCUCCCAGGUUCCUGUCAAUUACUCUCACGCACUGCUUCAGGUUUCACAUUUCAGGCUUCUCUCGGCGUGUGAGUGCCUCCGAGGCGGUGGUGUUGUGAUGUGUCGCCGGCUGUAGCAGCAACAGCAGCAGCAGCAGCAGCAUGUGGAGGGUGACCCUAGUUUUGUGGCAGCUCUCGGCCUUCGCCUGGACGCCGGCUGCUCAGGGCGAAGACGCCGCCGAGGCCAUCACUCCUCAGGACUGCAGCCUGGACUGCAUCCGCCAGGGAGGAGCUGCGUGCGAAUACUGCAGAAUCACCAGAACGGAGCUCAGGAAGACUCUGGGUUUGAACUCCCCGGAAAAGUUUGGAAGUUGUAUUCCGUGGCCGUGCCUCGAGCUGCUGGGAGGCGAAGACCCGAAGAUCUGUCAGCACUACGUUCAGGCACCAAACGAGGUCACGGUCGAAUUCGUGCACGAGCCGAACCCCGAGUCCGACACCGUCGUCGUCUCUUGGAAGCCCAGCUAUUACGGCAUCGCCUUCCUGCGAGGCUUUCAGGUGUCCCUCCAGGCCCUGGGAGGAUCCAGCAGCGCCUGUCAGCUCUUCCUCUUCCGCCGAAACCUCUCUCUGCCGGCGUCACAUGCUCAGAGGGUUUACAGGUCGGAUCCCUUCCCCGGCCUCGCCCUCGGGUCCCAGUACGCCGUCACAGUCAUGGCUCUGCCGGUGCCUGAGGAGUGGGAGAAGUUCUACCACAGCGAGAUCAUCUCCACGCGCUCUUGUGCAGAGAAGAACGGUCUUGAAAAGUGCAAAAAAGACUGGUACCCGAGACACAUCGAGGUCCAGCAGAACGGAACCACCGUCACCGUCACCUUCAACCUGGCUCCUCCAGACCUGGGCAUCAGGAGCUACUUCUCGCUCUGUUACGCAAACGGCCUGAAGAAAUACACCGACAUAAAACCUAACUCCAGCAAAAACAAAACUCACCACAGCUAUGAGCUGAAAGACCUCGAAGGAGGAACCAACUACACCUGUGAGAUCGCAGCCAACGAGAUGGAUGCAGUGAGGAAAAUGUUUAAUAUCCAAGUCCCGGACAUUCGGGGAGACGGAGCCUCGGCCGACUCCCACAAACCCUCCUUGGCUUUGCUGCUCCCGCUGUGCAUCGCCAUGGUGACGGUGCUCGGAGUCGGGCUGGUUGCUCUGGCCAGGAGGAAGCCCAAGUCGUACAUGAAGACGCUGCAGAUUAAACCAGAUAUCAUCAAGCAGCACGAGGAGAGCGGCGCUCCGGAGGAAGUGGUGUCACUGCAGAGCAACAGGCCGACGCCCCCUCGUCUUCUGAUCUGCUACAGCGGCCGCGACGGCGCCGCUCACGUCAGGGUCGUCAUGCAGUUAGGAGCCUUCAUCCAGCAGCACAUGGCCACUCAGGUGUUGCUGGACCUGUGGGACUCUCUGAGCGUUUCUGAGGAGGGCAGCAUGGCGUGGUACUCCCGGCAGAUCCAGGAAAGCGACUUCAUCUUGGUGGUUUGUUCCCGAGGCCUGAACCGUAAAACCGAGCCUCCAAAGACGGAGUGGGGGGAUGAAGACGAGGAAGAGGAGGAGGAGGAGGAGGUAGGCACAGGUCUGGACUACAGCAUCUACAGCUCCGACACAGCGGUUCAGCUCGUAAGAGAGGAGGUGGUCCGAGCCAAGGCGAGGGGCCAGGACUUGUCCAAAUACAUGGCGGCUGUUUUCGUGUACUCGGAGGAGACGGACGUCCCCGCCGAGCUGAGGCUGGCGUCCCACUACGCGCUGCCGAGGGACUUCCCGCUGCUCUUCUCCCACCUCCACGGGGUGUCGCUGCACCGGCCCGGGAGCUACCUGAAGAUAAACCACAUCUCGGAGGAGGGCUUCGCCAAGCUGGCGUCCGGCGCCGCCCUGCAGUCGGCCAUCUACGAGGCCGGGGCGGAGAUGAAGGCAAAAAGGCAAAGAGGGGAGGGGGCUAAGCAGUGAAAAAUCUGAACACAUCUCACGAAAAAUGAUAGUUUUUUCAACCCCCGAGUAGUUUGGCCUGCAAACAGAGUGAAACCGAGCUGAAGGGUGAGGCACUGACUAUGCACUAAGACGCCCAAAACGUGUGAACCCGCUACAUGUACGCUGCGUAUACGAGCGUACGAGAAGGAUUUGUAAAAAAAAUAAAUAAAAAAAUAUGCCAGAAAUACUUUUUUUAUAUAGUUCACAAAUAGUUUUUUUUUUGCAUUGUCAUGUAAAAUACAUUCAAUGAAAUAAAAUAACGAGUUUUUAUGUAAGCACUGUAAUAAUCUCAUAUCCUCUUAGUUAUUCUGUGAGAACGUUCAUGUUGAAGUACAUAUAAAAUGUUAUUUACAUACGUUACCGUCGUCCUCUUUAUAUUUAUUUCUGUGCUUAUCUCAUAGAAGAAUGGACUCUUAGGUCCUGUUAUGCUGACGUGUGGUACUUGCACAAUAAAGACUGGUUUAGUAUUUUACAAACACUUUGUAACUUGUAUAUUUUUUCCUUGUGAACAUAACUGUUGAAUAAAGCGAUAUCAAAGCAAUAAA